Python bivittatus (Burmese python) is the source of this 951-nucleotide messenger RNA. RefSeq names its product heat shock transcription factor 2 binding protein (gene HSF2BP). Gene Ontology annotation, cellular component: cytosol. The record is from RefSeq and is a predicted model, not a curated record. NCBI's taxonomy places the organism in Eukaryota, Metazoa, Chordata, Lepidosauria, Squamata, Pythonidae.
GUUAUGGUCAAAAAGAAAGCUUUGGAAAGGUUGACAACUGAAGUAAUGCAAUUGCAUGACAUUCUACCCAAAGUAUUGAAUAAUGAUAUCUUAGAAAGCUUUCAGAAACUGGAUGCCCUUGAAACAAUUGUAGAAAAGAAAGGUAAUGAAUUGGAACAAUUGAGAAUGGAUUGUGAACACUAUAAAGCUCGCUUGGAAGCAGCCCAAACAGAUUGUGUGAGAGAGAGAAAGGAAAAAUUAAGUAUUCGACAGCAAUUGAACGAUGCAAAGCAACAAUUAUUACAACAAGCUGAAUAUUGUACAGAAAUGGGUGCUGCAGUAUGCACAUUAUUGUGGAGUGUUUCUAAUAAUGAAGAAGCAGUUAAAAAUAUCCUGGGAAGUGCUCAAGCUGUAAAGUUUUUUAAUAUUGCUGGACAAACAAUGGAGAGUUUUGUCCGCACAUUAAGUGAAGAUAACAAACGUCAGGAUAUGGAUUCUGAUGAAAGCCAGUUUGUGUUAGGUUUGGCUGGGAUUGUUACAAAUGUUGCUGCUUUAGCAAUCGGUCGUGAAUUCCUUGUUAGUUCAAAUCAAGUACUGUUGGACACAAUGAUUCAACUGCUAAGAGAUAUGAAGCCAGGAUGUUGCACCAAACUGAAAGUGCUGAUGCUGAUGUCCUUAUAUAACAUUAGUAUCAACAUGAAAGGUGUGAAGUACAUCAGUGAAAACACAGGAUUCUUCCCAUUACUCUGGUGGCUCCUGAAUGACCCAGAUCCAGAAGUAUGUUUUCAUGUACUCCGACUUCUCCAAUCCAUGGUUAUGGAACCAGAGAUAUUAACUAAAUCAGCUCUUGAAAUACGUGACUCCCUACCACUUCCACGUAUCCUUAUGCUAUCAAAGAGCCGUAAUAGAGAUCUACAAAUUCUGGCCCAAGAACUGCUUGAGGACCUAAAAGUAUUAGAAGGUGAAAUGUAA